Messenger RNA from Drosophila eugracilis, 997 nucleotides. RefSeq lists its product as uncharacterized. The record is from RefSeq and is a predicted model, not a curated record. The transcript has 2 exons. NCBI's taxonomy places the organism in Eukaryota, Metazoa, Arthropoda, Insecta, Diptera, Drosophilidae. The coding region runs from base 120 to 593 and encodes 157 amino acids.
CACACUUUGUUGACCAAUAAAAUUUGGAGUAAAAUAAUCUUACCGGCUGUGAGGACGAGUUAUGAGCCACUGAGUAUAACUAAAAAUUGAAAGAAAGGACAUCAGAAAAUCUAUUCGUUAUGGCCUGCAGUUCGUACAAGAACAAAACCCUGCAGCUAAUAAAGUGCUUCUGCGGAUGCAGCGACAUGACCGUCGCCGAGGUUCGGAGGAUCUACUCUCUUUCGAACAGCGUCCACGAGACCCUUCUAGAUCCAGAGGCGACCCGACUGCUUCGGAAGUUCAUGGAGACUAGGCGCUCCGGUGACAAGGACGAGGCUGAACAGUACCUAGAUAUCUACGAGAAGUGCGCCGAGUUUCUGGCGGAGCACCAGCGCACAUUUACCCAGGACGAGGUGGACGAACUGGUUGACCUGGGAUUGCCCUACGAUCUGGAGCAGGAUCUCUCUAGGCGCAUGCUCAGCGCUGACCGGACGGACAUCAACCGCGGUCUCUAUCGCAUCCAGGGCAAAUGUCGCAACGAAAUCGAGGCCAGCAGCGAUUUUCGGUGCUUCAGGGACGCCAUUGCAGAUAAGAUGCGUCGGGUCCCGAAAUGAUAUAGUCGGUGGAAAUUUAUGCUUUUUGUGUUCACUGUGCAACGCCUACCAAAGUCACUUGAAUACCUUUGGAGAUCCGCACUUAACAUAGCUCCUCUUAUCACCUUCCCCAGUGCCUUAGGGGAUCCCACAAUCGUCACCCUGGAUUCAAGACCGCAGCUUAGUCAUAUUCAUACAACGAAGAAACGGAAACCGUCCUCCUAAUCUUAAUGUGGCUUCCGAGACGUGCUAGAGCCAAGGCUCACCAAACAUUCACAUUCUAUUAAACCCACAGAUACGGAACAUAUACCUUUUUACUUAACAUUAAAUAUAUAGUUGUUUUUAUAUUAUACGCUUUGUAAUGUUGUUACGCAUUAUAGGUAUGAAAUUAUUUCCAGUUGAGAAAUAAAAUACCUGAUCCUGUA